AUGGGGUGCGUCACCGUCAGCAGCAGCAGGCUUUAUGCACCCAAAUGUGCCCGUGACCUUGACCCGGCAACCUGCUCUGUUCGCUGCCUGGAUGAAGGGUACCAGGUUGCAGCGUUGACCUCAGAGGCUUGUUACUGUGGCAACAGGCAACAUGGUUUGGUGGCCGGUGAGUGUUUGAACACAUCUUCAGAUGGAGAGACAAAGGAAGUCAGUGGAGGAAGACAAAGUGUCCUGUCCUUGCCUGUUGGAGGGGGACAGGGGAGUGUGGCUCUCUACAGAACGGAGGGGCCGUUCCUGCACAGCCUCCAUCUGUCUACGUCUCCAGACAGAGUACAGGCUGGGAAAACGUUUGUCGUGGAAGUUUCUGGAAAACUGGCUGGACGCCCCAACCAGCCCACAGGGAUUCUGGGAGGGCAGGACUUUUCUUACGUCACUGUUGAGCUUCAGGAAUCGACCCCUAAAGGUCAAAGUUCACACCAUAUCAGCGUGCUGGAUGAUGGGUCCUUUGCUUCUUCAUCUAAUUGGAUUUUGGAAACUUCAGGAAAAUAUGAACUCAACGUCAGGGUCUCCAACGCUCUCUCCACCCUCUCCUCCACCCUCCACCUCUCCGUCUUGCAGCCCUUGGUGGUCUCUGUGCUUCACGGCCCCCUGGGCGUCCCCUCCUGCGCCCCUGUCCCACAGGCAGACUCCAGCAGUGUGGCUGUGGAGGCAGCAUACCUGGGUCGCCCUGUCACCCUGCAGGCUCACAUGGGCGGGGGGCUGGAAGGAGAGUUUAUUUGGAGGUUUACUAGCGAGGAGAAAGAUAAAAACAUGAAGGGUGUAGAGACAGCGUGUGUUCCCAACGCAGACUGUCUGAACAGCACUGUGCCGACGCCCGGGGAGGAUGUCUCUGUGGCUGUGCAGCUGUUCACCACCAUGAAGCACCUUCUUGUCCUCAACGUCUCUCUGAACUCUGAGCUGAAGGACAAAACAAACAUCAACGUCUACGUUACUCUGCAAGAAAACGACUGUAGCAACAUCAGUCUCAAUCACAACCACAGUAACAUGUAUUGUCAUGGUGGCACCCACAGCUCAGAUCCCCACCCUUUGCUUCUCCUGCACGUCUCCAACCGCUCCAGCUGCCAGGUGUACCUCCACCUUCGCUGCCGCCUCCCCCCCACUGCAGGACGGUAUCACCUCACGGCGUCUCUUCUCUCCACGUCCGACCCUUCGUCAGUGCUGCUCUCCGCUGUCCUGCCUCGAGCCUUCACGGUGUACGAGCAUCUACGUGCCCUGAGGCCUUCUGGGAGUUGGAAGUCGGCAUUUUCGACACACGCAGAGUUCAGCCUGGAGGUCGUCGGGCCUGCCAGCAGACUGGGGUCGAGAGUCAUUUGGACUUUUAGAUUGGGUAAUGUCACUGUGAUGAGCAGGACCAGUGAAGAGUGGAAGGUAAAUGUGUCUCUUGCGAUAGCAGGAAGUUAUAUGGUCACAGUUAAAGCCUUCAACCCACUCAGCCGGGCCUCAUUCUGCACACACAUCCUCCUUCAACAUCCAGUUGGAGAAUUAAUGUUGAACGUUCCCAGACUGAUCACAACAAAUAGAAAGGUUUUAUUUAGCGUCUCCUCAGGUUCGAAUGUGACCGUGUCUCUGCUGGCGAAUGCAACGUUGCUGUACAGAAGCAGCAGCUACACGACAGGAGAGGAGGCAACGGCGGUUUUGUUUUCCGACCACACCGGGACAGUGGUGGUUGAGCUUCGUGCUGAGAAUCAAGUGUCUUCUCAGAACAAAAGCGUGAGAGUGUGUGUUGAGGGGAACAGGAAGGUGUCACCACAAGUUAGAUCUAAUCCAACGUGGCAGCCACCCAGUCAGAGUCCUGCUCACAACCCAGCAGACAAUGUGCACAUUUAUGCUGCAAAGCAAGCUUACCCCACACAUACAGAUGUAACUUUCCUGGCUGUGGCUGAGGCACCGGACCCUGUGGAGAUGCUCUGGCACUUUGGAGACGACAGAUCCGACAGAACCUCCUCCAGGACCGUCACCAGAAGAUACCACAAACCUGGCAGGUAUGAUGUAGUUGUAGUCAUGUCGAGUGGCCGGACCUCCCUGACCUCCGACGUGUUCCCGCUGGUAGUCCAGAGAGCAGUGAAGCUCAACCGGCUGCUCCACCCGUCUGCUGUCCUGCAGAACCAAACAGUGACAGUGAGCUGCCGGGUCAACGUGGGGACGGACGUCACCUUCCUGUGGAGCUUCGGUGACGGACCAUCCCGGCCGGGACAGAGCACAGAGCAGCACGUCUUCCACAGGACAGGAGAGUUCAAAGUGGAAGUGACUGUGUCUAACCUUGUCAGCUCUGCUUCUCUCAGUGGUCACAUCUUUGUUGUGGACCGGCCUUGUCAGCCUCCACCAGUGAAAAACAUGGGGCCUGUAAAACUACAGGUGCGGAGACACGAGGUUCUCCGUCUGGGGGUGACCUAUGAGACGGAGGUUGACUGUGACGUUUCAGGAGGCCUUCACUACAGCUGGAGCUUGUUCGACUCUGAAGGACGGGUCUUCCCUUUGCCUCUCGUGGAUACUCGCAGACAGACACUCGUACUGCCCAGCCACCUCCUGCACUAUGACACCUACACUGCCAUAGCGAGGGUUCAGGUUGCUGGCAGUGUGGUGUACAGUAACUACAGUGUGAGAGUGCAGGUGAUACCGAGCCCUCCUGUGGCCUUCAUCCGGGGCGGCACCAACAUCUUCAUCAACAACAGGAACACCACCAUGGUAACCCUGGAUGGGCAGACAUCUUACAACCCAGACUUCCCCAUGAACCCAGUCAGCUUCAGUUGGACAUGUAAACCAGUAAGCUCCAUCACCAGCUCCUGUUUCCACCAUGACGUUGCUACUUCCUUCCCUCUGCUCAUAUUUCCUGCUCGUUUCCUAAAACACAACUUUGACCAGUUCCAGUUCACACUCACCGUCCGCAGCGGCGAGCGCUCAGCGGCAUCAGAGACUUUCCUCACGUCGACAUCGAACGUGAUCGGAAAGGUGUCCGUUCACUGCCCUCAGUGCCAGGGAGACCAGCUGACCUGGGAUCAGUCUUUCUCUGUCCGCGCCCUGUGUGAAGGCUGUGAUACGUCCCCAAAACACACCCAGUACACCUGGAGCCUGUACUUAGUCAAUGCAUCAUCCAAGCCCAACAUAGAAGUCCCGUUUUGUCACACAGUGGAUCUCGGUGCUCCGUCCACCAUCAUGGACGGUCCUGCUCCGUCCACCAUCAUGGAGGGUCCUGCUCCGUCCACCAUCAUGGAGGGUCCUGCUCCGUCCACCAUCAUGGAGGGUCCUGCUCCGUCCACCAUCAUGGAGGGUCCUGCUCCGUCCACCAUCAUGGAGGGUCCUGCUCCGUCCACCAUCAUGGAGGGUCCUGCUCCGUCCACCAUCAUGGAGGGUCCUGCUCUGUCCCCGCAGACUCCUGGGACGUCCUCCCUGCAUUCACCUGCUGCUUCACAGCACACAAACCACAAGACCUCGACUCCUGCCUCUGAAACAAGAGCCAAACAACUGAACCUGAACGAGAGGAGUCCUUUUAUCACCCUCAAGGGGGAGUUUGACCCUCCAAAGCCUUUGUACUCCUCCACUGAAUACCCGCCUCUUGACAACAGUGGCGUCCUAUAUUCAGACCACUUUGUCCAGAGCGACGUUAUCAGUGAAUUCCCACUGGAUUCGGACUCGCCUGCUGACUGGGAGUUUGCUUUCCCUGCCCUGGAGAGCGGUGACGUGGGAGGUCGACUAGAUUACGAUGUUCCCGUGAUGAGCGCAGAGGAAGGAGACCCGGGGACUUCAGCAGGGAGACCCACAGGUGUGUAUGGUGAGAGCGUCAGUCCAGGAGACGAUUCAACGUUUCAUCCGGCGUUGCAUGAAGACUACGGGAGUAAUCUGGUAGAUUCCAGACCCUCUGUUGUGAUCCAGGACCCAAUCGUGCUCGAUUUACCUCGAGACCCAGUGGACGGAGGCCUUUUUGAGUCCUACACUUACACAGGGAUUUCCGGCCCUUUGCUCAGCUUCAGACCCUUCAGCCUGAACCCUGCGAGCAGGUACAUGUUGGAGGUCACUGCCAAAUCUCACAGUAGUGUUCUGGGCCGGACACAGCUGUUCUUAAAAACCAACCCUGCUCCAGAAGGCGUGAAGUGCCAGGUGCAGCCAGUGACAGGAGCGGAGUUACACACACACUUCAGUAUCUUCUGCACCUCGGGGAGAGAGGACUUAUUGUAUGAGUACAGCAUCAGAGUAGGAGACAGACCUCUCAGGAUGCUGUAUCAGGGGAGAGACUUCCAAUACUACUUCAGCCUUCCUUCUGGUGACCCCACUGAUCAAUAUAAAGUAACUAUUUAUACAGAGAUCAGAAGCAGCUCGUAUGGGACGGCCACGAAACCCUGUCCUGCCACCGUCCGAGUCCAACCCAGCUUCUUCAGAGACGCUUCUUCUUCUUCUUCUUCUUCUUCUUCUUCUUCUUCUUCUUCUUCUUCUUCUUCUUCUUCUUCUUCUUCUUCUUCUUCUUCUUCUUCUCAUCUUGAUCCUGAUCUGGAGCUUUCAGAGUCAGGUCUGAGGAACCUGUCGGCUCUGGUGCGGCUUGGAAACAGUUUGGAGAUUCGUAACUACGUCAGUCUCCUCUCCAGCGUCCUAAACAGACUCAGCCUGGACACCGAGGCCAACACGAACGCACAGAGACGCACACGCAGUGUUCUCAUUAGCACAGUGUGUGAGCUCGAGAGCAGUGGACAGGCAUCAAUGGUGGACAACAUCUGCAUUCUCAAAAACCUUUUAGAAGUCACAACUCAGGUGACAUUAGCGAGUGUAAGACGAGUGACGGUUCACGUUCAGCUCAUCUCAGAGCGGUGUUCAGAGUCCGGUGCUCCGGCCCAGUACUACCUGGAGCAGAAGACACUCCACACCCUGCUGGCUCUGCUCUCACACAGCCUGCAAGCUGCUGGUCACGACUUCACACCAGAAAUAUCCACCGGUGCUGACGUUACAUUAGAAUCAGAACCACCUGAUGAAACACAGAACUCAUCCGGUGUUGUUCACACUACAGGAGGAGGAUCGAUGUCAACAAAGCAGGCGGAGCAGCUUGUAGCUGGUAUCCUGCAGACUGCUUCAGACCUGAUGCUGAAGUUCAUCUUGAUCCACAAAGUGCAGGAGCACAGAGUCAAAGCUGGUCUGAUUGCUUUAUAUGCCACAUACCAAAACCAAACCUCCACAAUCAUCAGCAGUGGCUCCACCACCUUCUACCUGCCCGCCUCCCUGAUCCAGCGUCUGUUUGUUCAUGGCAGCAGAAAGACGGAGAACAGAUCACGUCGGCCGUGUGUUCUGAACAUGCUGACUGAGCUCACCCACAGCCCUUACACCUGGGCCCACUAUCCAAAAAAGCUGAGUGGACCAGUGGUCGACCUGAGUCUGUACAAGUGCAGCACGAGGAGAAAGAUCCCAGUUCGCUCCGUCAUUCAGCCAAUAACCAUCGAGCUGCAACUACCGCCAAGAAACAGCUUUGUGCUGGAGUACGUCCUCCUGCGCAGCCAGGUCAACUACCACAGCUUCAACAUUACCCAGGAGCACUUGCAGCAGGCCAUCCAGCUGAGUGUGGAGUUCACGCCGCCGCUCAACAAGGCAUUUCCCGUCAUGCUGCUCUUCAGGAUGUUUGAGAGGCCGACUCCCAGCAUGCACCAUCUGCACAGGAUUCACUCCUGGAAGGGUGACAUCACUCGCUUCACUCUGCCCUCCUCCCUCAGUGCUGCAGGGGUUGGUCAUGUGGCCCUGCUGAAUGCUGAUUUUGGGAAAACGCCCCGACACAAUCACUUGAGUGAGCAGGUGAGCUACAGUCUCACAGUGGACAGCAGCCUGUGUUUGUCCUGGGACGGCCACCAGGGGGCCUGGACACACCGCGGCUGCAGGACUCAGCAAACAGACGCAACUGCAGUCAACUGCAGUUGUCACCAGUUGAGGCCUCUGACUGUGGUGCAGCAGCAGAUCCAAAGCAGCCAUGACAGAACCCGCCUGGACCCGUUCCUCAGUGUGUCCAGAGACCUGACGGUGCUGGGUGUGCUGCUGCUCUGCAUGUGCCUCUACCUCGCGGGGGCGGUGGUGUGUAAGAGAGCUGAUGUCGCGUCAGAGACUAAUCAGAGAGUCCACUACCUUUCUGACAACUCCCCGUGUGACCCACACCUCUAUGCUGUCACAGUGCACACUGGUCUCUGCUCUGCAGCUUGUAUGAGUGCAAAGGUUUACAUAGUGCUGAAUGGUGAAGAAGGGCUCUCACAGACAAGAGAACUACAAGUCCCAGGACGCACUCUGUUUAGGAGGCACUCUCAAGACACCUUUAUAUUCAGUGCCGCUCGCAGCCUGGGUCCAGUGUGGGGGGUGCACAUCUGGCAUGACAACUCUGGACCCUCCCCGAACUGGUACCUCAAACAAGUAGAGGUAUCAGAGGUGAGCAGAGGGCUCGUGAAGGGACGUGCUUGGCUCUUUGUCGGUCAGUGCUGGUUGGCUGUGAACACAAGUGAUGGCCGGGUGGAGAGGAUGCUGCGAGUUUGCACUCAUGGACUUGGCUUUACUCAGAUGUUGUUUCUCAAGCUAUCUGACUAUUUGGCCGACUACCACAUCUGGAUAUCUUUGUACAGCUGCCCCUGCCCGAACGCCUUCACACACACUCAAAGACUCAGCGUGAGCCUGCUGCUCCUGUUGGGAUACGCAUGUGUCAACACAGUGAUCAUAUCAGAGCUGGACGUCCAGCUGCCGUUGGAGUUGGGCAUCGUAGAUGCAUCAGCUGCUUCUGUGACGACAGGAGUUUUAAGUGUGUUGGCGGUGUUGCCCGCAGCAGCAAUUAUAUCGUUCCUGUUCCGACUGCGUGAGGUCAAGCUGACGGGGUCAGGAGUUCAACACGUGAAGGGCAGAAAGACUGAGAAGAACUCUUUUGAAGAUGUCCUGUCAGUGAAUGGCAGUGUGUUCGAGCCCCAUCUCUCUUGGAGCAGUGUUCAGCAGUGGGCGCAGGAAGCCUGGAGGAAGAAAUACCAGAUUAAUGAGGGGAACUAUGAUGAUCAAGCACCUCAGGGAAAAGAAUUGGAUCUUUUAAGUGGAAGAGAGAGAGCUCUUUGGUCCGGUACGAGGGAUGAGGGUCAGGCUGUUCAGGAGGAGAAAGAUCCCAGAGGAAAGUGUUCAUCGGAGUGCAGCUUUGAGCAGGACGUCCAUGUGAAGGCGAGAGGAUUCAGAGCCGUGUCUCAGUGGAGUCACUAUCUGGCCUGGACGUUGUGUCUGCUGCUGUCCCUCUGCUGCCUGCUGCUCUCUGCAGCGCUGGGAAUGAGGUUCAGCAGCAGUCAGGUUCUGCUCUGGAUGCACUCUCUGUUCUUCUCCCUGAUGUCUUGCAUCUUCCUCAUCCAGCCAGCCGUGAUAACUACAGUGGCAGUGAGUGUCUCCUUUUGGUACCGGAACAGAUCAGACUUUCAUAGUUUCUCCGGUAUAAGAGAGUUUGAGAAAGAGACUUCAGAACUGAGUCACGCUGCUGCUAAGCAGGAGCAGAUUGGGACUUCUGCCUUUCCUCAGGAAAGAGGCUCAUACCUUGAACAGCUGCUUGGAGCUCGUCAGCGAGCCCGGUACCUCCGUCUCGUGGGCCCUCCGACUCCGGCAGAGCUGAGGAGAACUCGUGGGAGGAAACGAAGAGAGACACUUCUCCAUAACACUCUCAGGGAUGUGUGUGUCUGGGGCUCCAUGCUUUCCCUGAUGCUGUGUAUAAGUUACAGCAGCUCAUUCACUGACCAUCAGCAGCUCAAUGAAGCCGUCAGAAAACAGUUCAUAAGGGGCCAUGAUAAUACAUUCAUGUCCAUACAAAAGCAUGAGGACUGGUGGAAGUGGGCUCAGUCCAAUCUCAUUAAUCUGCUGUACCAGAAUGCAUCCGACACAACGGAGAAGUCACACGUCGUGAUUGGAGAGCCGAUCCUGUGGAAGUCCUGCUCCUUUCAACGGCAGGUCUCUAGUGUACCAGAAGAUCUUCCCUUCUUCUGGUCUGGGAGCAGAACAUCAACUCUCAGGACAUCUGGUCCCCUGGGCUGCUACUUGGGACAAAGUGCUACAGUUGGCUUCGGCCACACGAAGUCUGCAGCUGCGUCCAAACUGAAGCUACUGCAUUCAGGGGGCUGGCUGGGCGGACAGACGGUGUCCGUCCACUUCACCUUAUUCAGCCCUGCACCCAACUUGUUCACCAGUGUGACCAUGCUCGCUGAGCAGAGCCCCACCGGUGUCCUGCUGCCCUCUGCUAAAGUCCAGUCAGUUAGGGUGUAUCACACUCCUGCUGUGUGGGACUAUGUUGUCAUGGUGUGCCAGCUCCUCUUCCUUCUCUUGUCUCUGCUGCAGCUCUGUGAACAAGUGUCCGCUGUAGGGCAGCAAGGGCUGAUGGGAUACUGCAGGACACACUGCAACUGGCUGGAAGUCAGUCUGCUGACGGUAUCUUUAGUGUAUUAUGUUUAUUACAUCCAUCACUCCAUUAUUAUCCUGGAGGUUGUGGAGCUUCUGCAGAGACACAACUACAGAGGGCAUGUUGACGUCAGCCUCCUGGCUACAUGGGAACAAUGUAUUCGUACUCUGCGUGGCGUUACGCUCUUCCUUCUCACCAUGAAGUGUGUGACCUUCUCCACCUCUGCUUCACUCCUCACCCGCUCACUCUGCAGACUCCUCUGGCCAGCGAUUUCAGGUCUUAUCCUGAUGGUGGCGCUGUCCUGCACGGGGAGUCUCCUGUUCGUUCAGAGCUCCUUGGCCUUCAGCUCACUCUCCCGCUCCCUUCAGACGCUGCUCUGUCACUGCGGCGCUCUCAGGGCUGUGAGGGGCCUCGUGUUCUCUGGCCGGGACUUCCUUUACCAUGUAGUUCUGCUUCUGUCCUCUGUGCUGUGGACAGCAGUGGUGAUGGGUGUGGUGUCCUCAUUGGUCAGAAGUGCCAAAAGAUCUCAAAGCAGCAGGAAUGUCUUCAGCAUGGCAGAGUUAGCCGGCUACGUCAGACGGAGAGUCUCUGAGAUCACUGGGCAGAGAAGACAAGCAUGGAUUGAAAAUCAUGUGGAAGGGAAGACUUAUUACUUUGAGGAGUUUGAAAGCUUAUUAGAUGAACUUUUGUUCAGACUCAACGCCCUCUCGAACAGUCUGCACCACACUCUGCCCCCCCAUCGCUGCAGGGAGGAGGACAGUCCUGUCAUCUCUACCACACAGGAGCUCAACAUGGACGCACAGGACUUUGUAAGGACACAAGGGACAGAAACAAAAGCACACAACUACCUGUCCCUCCCGGAGUCGGCUCCACUCAUCAGGGUUUGGACAGAAGAUGCUCUGGAGAAGCAAGUUGACCGAUGGACUAAAACAAACGACAAAACUCAGGCCACACAUACAGAGAUGCUGGUGGAGGUUCUGGUCCACAAGGAGCCUGGCAGUGUAGAGACACAUAAACAGUAGAUGACAGUUGUGGCUGUGGCACUGCAAGCAUUUCAAAAGACAAGCUCUGCAAGGUCUGUAUUUUCUAUUCUGUUAUAUAUUUAGACAUAUUAGUUAUCAAGACAUGUCUUUUACUUUAGAUUCUCUGCAUUGUCCAUCCGGAGUCCCUAAGAGCUGACAGUUAAGUUAUCAUGGAGAUAUACAUCAAAUAAAGGGAUCCUUAAUGUACGUGCAUCCUGUCAAUCCAAAAUUCAUUUUUCAUGUAUUUGUAUUAAUGCAUCAAAGUUACAUAUAUCAGUUUUGUAAAGCAUUAUGUCUUUGCAAAUAAAGAAAGUCAUUGUUGUUGAUUCUUUAUAACAAUACCUUGUGAAUGGUCCUUCUGAGAUAAUAUCUGAAGAUAUACUCAAGAUGUUGCUUUUUUAUGAUACUGAUUUGCUAUUAAAAUAUUUCAAAUUGUGACU
Molecule: messenger RNA, 9884 nt
Organism: Cottoperca gobio
Lineage: Eukaryota; Metazoa; Chordata; Actinopteri; Perciformes; Bovichtidae
Gene: pkd1l1
Product: polycystin 1 like 1, transient receptor potential channel interacting
Biological process (GO): calcium ion transport
Cellular component (GO): plasma membrane
Molecular function (GO): protein binding; monoatomic cation channel activity
Source: RefSeq, a predicted model, not a curated record